AAUAGUCACAUAAAUGGUUGUGUUUGUGCGAAAUUCAAUGAAACUGAAGUUUUUGUUUGACCAUUGAAAUUAACCAAAACUCCAAAAGUUUCAGGUCUCAUAGAUCUGAAGAAACAACACCACGAUCCCUUUCACCAUAACUAAAACCAAAUCAAACAAUAAAACGUCAUGAUUCACUUUGUGCUUCUCAUAAGUAGACAAGGAAAAGUAAGGCUUACAAAAUGGUAUUCUCCAUACUCUCAAAAAGAAAGAUCCAAGGUAAUUCGAGAGUUAAGCAGUGAGAUUCUCUCACGAGGUCCGAAACUGUGCAAUUUCGUAGAAUGGAGGGGAUUUAAAGUUGUUUAUAAAAGAUAUGCUAGCCUUUACUUUUGCAUAUGCAGUGAUCAAGAUGACAAUGAAUUGGAGACACUCUCCAUUAUUCAUCAUUAUGUUGAGACAUUGGAUCGCUAUUUUGGCAGUGUUUGUGAAUUGGAUUUGAUCUUUAACUUCCAUAAGGCAUAUUUUAUUUUGGAUGAAAUUUUGCUUGCUGGAGAGAUGCAAGAAACUAGCAAGAGAACUACACUCAGACUCAUAGCUGCACAGGAGGAAUUAUUAGAAGCAGCUAAAGAGGAGGCUAGUUCAUUGAGUAGCAUAAUUGCUCAAGCCACCAAGUGAGAGAGAGAUUCAUAGUGAAUUAUAUCAUGUUACAAUAAUUAGCUUAUAUACUGCAAAUAAAAUUUCAAUCAAGUGAUACUUUUCUCUCUUAUUGCUUUAAAGAUUUUUUGACAAAGCCAUGUAUCCUUGGUUAAUUUCAUGUACUCCAAAUACUGAAAUAUGACUUAUUGUUCAUAUCAUUGAAGACAUGUAUCUCUUUUCAAUUUUUUCUUUUGAUUUUAAUAAUCUCAUUCUUGCUUUCUUGAACAAAAAAUA
This is a messenger RNA of Arachis ipaensis, 909 nucleotides long. The record is from RefSeq and is a predicted model, not a curated record. NCBI's taxonomy places the organism in Eukaryota, Viridiplantae, Streptophyta, Magnoliopsida, Fabales, Fabaceae.